Sipha flava (yellow sugarcane aphid) is the source of this 5701-nucleotide messenger RNA. It is a transcript of the gene Taf1, whose product is annotated as transcription initiation factor TFIID subunit 1. Gene Ontology annotation, cellular component: transcription factor TFIID complex. NCBI's taxonomy places the organism in Eukaryota, Metazoa, Arthropoda, Insecta, Hemiptera, Aphididae. The transcript is spliced from 25 exons. The coding region runs from base 132 to 5549 and encodes 1805 amino acids. Gene Ontology annotation, biological process: RNA polymerase II preinitiation complex assembly; transcription by RNA polymerase II. The record is from RefSeq and is a predicted model, not a curated record. Gene Ontology annotation, molecular function: RNA polymerase II general transcription initiation factor activity; RNA polymerase II general transcription initiation factor binding; histone acetyltransferase activity.
AAUGUACGUAAAAAAUAAAAAUUCGCGCUAGUUACUUGUUAAAAUAAUUGUGUUUGCUUAAUUUAAAAUAACUAUUGAUGGAUAGAAUGAUUACUUGUCGUUUGAAUAAAGCUUGAAAAGAAUAAAAAAAAAUGAACGAAGACAGUUCCGAUGCCCAUCAGGCAUCAUGUGAUUUUGAUUUAACAAGUUUCAUGUUCGGGAACAUAGAUGAAAGCGGUCAACUUGAAAAUGAUGAUAUACUGGAUAAUGACACGAAAAAGUACUUAGCGUCGCUGUCCAAAUUAGGUUUUAGCUCAGUGAUGUCGGAUGUGAUUAGCUCUUCCGAACUGAAAGGUGUUGAAAAUGGUCACGAUGACACAAAUAACCUUACAGAUAAAUCACCAACCGCUCAAGAUUUUUUUGAUAUAGACGAACUAGCUGAAGACACUACUAGUUCUAAACCGCAGGAUUCUGAAAGUGGUUAUGAUGGUGACAAUGAGUUAAAUGAUAAAAAGUUUGACAAAUCUAAACGUCUAGAAACACCAUUGGCUGCUAUGUUACCUUCAAAAUAUGAAAAUGUCGAUGUAACAACGUUAUUUCCUGAUUUUAGAGUUGGCAAAGUGCUAAGAUUUUCAAGAUUAUUUAAGCCUAACAAAUCAAGUCGAUUACCUAAAGUUUGGCGAAAUGUUAAAGUUAAACGUAAAAAAAGAAGACAUAGUGAUGCAGUCGAUUACAAUUCUUCUGAUACUGAUUCCAAAAAUCAAAUUAUGUGUCUUGAAUUUGGUUCAUUGCCUGAACUUGAACUUAUUGCUUGUGAUGAUGAGGAAAAAUUUUUACAACCUAUUGAAAAUUUAUCUAAACAAACCAAUCAAAAUAAACUAGAAAAUGAUGAUGGCUCAAAUAAUCAAGCAUACUGGAGAGGUGGACCAGCAAAAUUGUGGUAUGAUAUGUUAGGAGUUCCUGAAAAUGGAGAAGAAUUUGAUUACGGGUUUAAACUUAAAGAUAAUAAAAACAAAGAUGAUGAAAUUAAUACAAGCGAUAAUCCAUACCCAGAGGAUGCUUAUUUAAUGGUUAGUCAAUUACAUUGGGAAGAUGAUAUAAUAUGGAAUGGAGAAGAUAUAAAACAUAAAGUUCUUCAAAAAUUAAAUAGCAAGACAAAUGCUGCUGGAUGGGUACCAAGUAGUACAAACCGUACUGCUCAAGCUUUCAGUCAGCCAGGAAAAGGAAUGCUUCCACUUGCUGGAGGAUCUGUUCGAUUAGCUACGUCAAACAUAAAUGUAUCACAAUCACAAAACAAAAUGGCUCCAAAAUCAAAUAUGAAUUCUAAGCAGCAGCCGAUAAAUGAUACUACAGAUGAUACCUGGUAUUCUAUAUUCCCAGUAGAAAAUGAAGAAUUAGUAUAUGGCACUUGGGAAGAUGAAAUUAUUUGGGAUGCUCAAAAUAUGGAAAAAAUACCUCGUCCAAAAAUAUUGACGUUAGAUCCUAAUGAUGAAAAUAUCAUAUUAGGUGUUCCUGAUGAUGUUGACCCAGCAAAACAAAGACUGGAUAAUGCCACACCAGUAAAAGUAAAAAUACCACAUCCUCAUGUUAAAAAAUCCAAAUUAUUGCUAGGCAAAGCUGGAGUAAUUAAUGUACUAGAAGAAGAUACUCCAUUGCCUCCACCAAAGUCUCCAGAUAGAGAUCCAUUUAAUGUUUCUAAUGACUGUUAUUAUCAACCACGGUCAUCUGAAACAUCAUUACGCCUAAAAGUUGGUGGUGGUAAUAUAAUACAGCAUUCAACACCUGUUGUUGAGUUGAAAGCUCCUUUUGUGCAAACGCAUAUGGGACAAAUGCGUUUAAGAAAUUUCCAUCGUCCUCCAAUGAAACGGUACUCACAUGGCAAUGUAACUCGCCCUGUAUUUCAUCCUAUUGAACCUCUUUUGAAAAAUAUAAAAAUGAAAGCAAAGCUCAGAGAACAAGAACGAAUAGCUUCUGGUGGUGGUGAUGUGUUUUUCAUGAGAACACCUGAUGAUUUGACUGGCCGAGACGGUUCUAUUAUUCUUGUUGAAUAUUGUGAAGAACAUCCUCCCUUAUUAAAUCAAGUGGGAAUGUGUUCAAAAAUUAAAAAUUAUUAUAAACGUAAAAUUGGAAAAGACCCUGGUCCACCAAUUCUACGGUUUGGAGAACUUGCUUAUGCUCAUACUUCACCAUUUUUGGGUGUACUAUCUCCUGGUAGGACAAUUCAAGUUAUUGAAAAUAAUCUAUAUCGAGCACCAAUAUAUGAACACAAACCUUUGGAAAAUGAUUUCUUACUUAUAAGAACAAGGCAUGCUUAUUACAUUCGAGAAAUAGAUGCUUUAUUUACAUCUGGACAACUUUGCCCAUUAUAUGAAGUGCCUGGUCCAAACUCUAAACGAGCUAAUAACUUUGUGAGAGACUUCUUACAGGUUUUCAUUUAUCGUUUGUUUUGGAAAAGUACUGAUUAUCCCAGGCGUAUAAAAAUGGAUGACAUUAAAAGAGCAUUUCCAUCACAUUCUGAAAGUAGUAUUCGUAAACGUCUUAAGCUAUGUGCAGAUUUUAAAAGAACUGGAUCGGAUUCAAAUUGGUGGGUUAUUAAACCUGAUUUCCGUUUACCAUCUGAAGAAGAAAUACGUGCAAUGGUAUCACCAGAACAAUGCUGUGCUUAUUUUAGCAUGAUAGCAGCUGAACAAAGACUUAAAGAUGCUGGUUAUGGGGAGAAAUUUAUAUUGACCAGUAUAGAAGAUGAUGAUGAAGAAAUGCAAUUAAAAAUGGAUGACGAAAUUAAAGUUGCUCCAUGGAAUACAACACGAGCAUAUAUUCAAGCAAUGAAAAAUAAGUGUUUACUUCAACUCACUGGUCCUGCAGAUCCUACUGGUUGUGGAGAAGGAUUUUCAUAUGUACGAGUGCCUAAUAAACCAACUUUAAAUAAAGAAGAACAAGAAGCUCAACCAAAGCGUAUGGUGACUGGAACAGAUGCGGAUUUAAGAAGAUUAUCAUUAAAUAAUGCAAAAGCUCUGUUAAGAAAGUUUGCAGUACCUGAAGAAGAAAUAAAAAAAUUGUCACGAUGGGAAGUUAUUGAUGUAGUUCGUACUUUAUCUACAGAAAAAGCUAAAGCGGGUGAAGAAGGAAUGACAAAAUUUUCUAGAGGAAAUCGUUUUUCGAUUGCUGAACAUCAAGAAAGAUAUAAAGAAGAAUGUCAACGGAUAUUUGAUCUACAAAAUAAAGUACUUUCAUCUCAUGAAUUGUUGUCCACUGAUGAAGGCGAAAGUUUUGAUGAAGAAGAUUGUUCUGACAUUGAAGAAAUGGGAAAAAACAUUGAAAACAUGUUAUCUAAUAAAAAAACCAGCACACAGUUAUCACUGGAAAAAGAAGAACAAGAACGUCAUGAACUUCGUAAAAUGAUUAUGGGGGAACAUAAUGAAGACAUGCGAAAGAGAGAUAAAAAAAAAAUAGACGAUGAUGAUAGUAUGCAAUUUUCAUCAACCGGACAACCAGGCCGUGUACUUAGAAUUUAUAGAACAUUUCAAGGAGUUGAUGGUAAAGAGUUCACCAGAACAGAAGUUGUACGUAAACCCGGUGUAAUUGAUGCGUAUGUGAAAAUUAGAACAACAAGAGAUGAAGGUUUUAUUAGACAGUACGCGCUUAUGGAUGAAGCACAAAAAGAAGAAAUGAAACGUGAAAAACGAAGAAUACAAGAACAAUUACGACGUAUCAAAAGAAAUCAAGAACGUGAACGUUUUUCUAAUACUUCCAGGCCUCAACCAGGUUUUGGUUAUUCAAUGGUCAACAAAAGCAAUUCCCUAAGUAAUGAUGUACCAAUGCCUACAUCAGGCACAGUAACAAUACCUAAGCCACGUAUUGAAGUCACGCCACCAAGACCACGUAAACCAAAACCCAGUAAAAUGAAACCAGACCUAAAAGUCAGAUGUGGGGCAUGUGGUAAUGUUGGUCACAUGAGAACGAACAAAGCUUGUCCUCAGUAUAAUCUAAAUCCUAAUGCAUCAGUUAAUGUUGCCCUUACUGAAGAGCAAGAAGAAGAAAUUGAAAAACAAAUGAAUGUUGAAGAUGAAGAUUUAGUUAAUGUGGAUGGAACAAAAGUCACACUAUCCAGUAAACUCCUGAAGCAUGCAGAAGAAGUUAAAAGAAGAUCUCUGGUCUUAAAAGUACCUAAAGAUGCAUUAUCACGUAAAAAACGUAAAAAUGAACUCCACUGUGAUUAUUUAAAGAAACCUGACCGUUCUGCCAAUAGACGUCGUACUGAUCCAUUAAUUGUUUUGUCAACUAUUUUUGAAUCUAUAUUAAAUGAAAUGCGUGGUAUGCCUGAUGUGCACCCAUUUAUUUAUCCAGUCAAUGUUAAGAAAGUUCCCGAUUAUUACAACAUCGUACAGAGACCAAUGGAUUUACAAACAAUUAGAGAUGGACUACAUUUAAAGAAAUAUCAGAACCGUGAAGAAUUUUUAUCUGAUGUCAAUCAAAUUGUUGAAAAUUCAACAUUAUAUAACGGUGCCAAAAGUUCUCUUACUGUUGCUGCUCGUAGAAUGUUAGGUGUUUGUGUGGAUCGCUUACACGAAAAAGAAGAACGACUCAUGUUGUUAGAAAAAGCAAUUAAUCCAUUGUUGGAUGAUAAUGACCAAGUAGCCUUAACAUUUAUCUUGGAUAAUGUUGUUGGCAAAGUAAAGAUCAUGAGUGAAGCAUGGCCAUUUAUGAAACCAGUCAAUCGAAAAUUAGUGAAAGACUAUUAUAAUGUUAUUAAAUAUCCAAUUGAUUUAGAAACCAUAGCUUCACGUGUUUCAAGUCAUAAAUAUCACAACCGUAAAGAAUUUUUGGCAGAUAUUAAUUUAAUUUUAGAAAAUAGCAUUGCAUAUAAUGGUGAAGAUUCAGACUUUACGCAACAAGCAAGAAAAUUAGUAAGCGUGGCUACAGAAUCAUUGGAAGAGUUUGAUCAAUAUCUGACACAAGUGGAACAAAAUAUCAGUUUAGUUCAGGCUCGAGCUCUAGAACAGGUUGACAUUGAUUCAGCUGCAGAUGAUGAUUAUGGAGAUAUGCAAGAAGACAUGGAAGAUAACUUAAAUUCACCUAGGGAACAUAAAGUGAACAUUGAAGACAUAGAAUUCCAAAUGGAUCCUGACAGUAGCAAUUUCAAAACUGAAACUAAUCAUAUUUUAGAAGAUGAUUUACAUUGUUCGAGUGAAGAAGAUGAUUUCAUGGAAGUUGUUGGAGAAAACCCACCAGACGAUGACAGUCAACAAGUUGCAGAAGCCAUGGUCUUGCUUGGUAACAUGGGAUACAAUCCUGCUCCUGAAACUUUCUCCAACCAAAUCCAAGCUGAAGAAAGUAUGGAUCUCGACCCGAAUUAUGACCCAUCAGAUUUCUUACCAACUGGAAGUCAUAAUGUGGAUACAAGUGAUGAUAAAGAUCUCCCAGGACCGAGUAAUCAAAAUCACACCAGUGCUAAUAUCCAAGAUGAUUUGGAAAUCAGUGAUUCCGAUGAGGAAAUAGCCAAAGACAGCCCUCACAAUGACAGCUUAGAUAUAAAAAAUGAAGGUGAUUUAGGAGAGCUGUGGUUUUAAGUAGUCACCAUUGUUAGUUGUUUUUUAAUAUCUUUGUAUUUAUUUAGUUGAAUUUAUUUGUAAAUUUUAUAUAUUUUCUUAAACAUAUGUGGGUUUUUUCUUUACCAAAUUUUGUACAGUUAAAAUUAAAAUAAACGUACUGUUAAUUCUUA